AUGCGUCGUCUUACACGCAUUCUAAUGUCCUUCGCAUAUUGCUAUUCUCAAUUGUUGGGUGUCAUAUCGUUUGGGUACAACAUCGAUACAGGCUAUGCCAUUAAAAAGACCUACAUCACUGUAUAUACCAUCGUAAUUAAUGUGGUAACAGUGUCUAUGGUUCCUUACCUGCUGAUGGCCAUGAAAAUCAAGCCUCACCCCACUGGUCAAGCGGCUUUACAUCAGAAGUUGUACAUAUUCAUGAUAAUGCUACGCCUUGCUGCAGUUCUGCUGACCGUAGCCACCAAUUUUUUGCGUCGCAAUGAUUUCAUACGAAACAUCAAUGACUUGCAACGAUUUCGUGAAAAUUUCACCAAGAAGCAUUGCCUGCGUGCAAAGCAUGACAAUUUCUUCUCACAACAUUUAUAUGCGAAAUUUUUCUCUUCUCUGUUUUGUGAAAUAAUGAUGUUCCUGACUACGUUGCAGAUUUUUCGAGUAUCCUUCGAUGUGACAAAUGCUUGGGUCUUGAUAACUCUAUCUCUACUGGGCACAAUACUGAAUACUUUAACCUGUCACUACUUCUUCUUAGCUCUUCACCUUCAUCUCUUGUUUAACAAUAUCGCCGAUGACCUGGAGGAGAUUCUUAUUGCGACGGGUAAGCUAUUUGAAAUGCAACAUGCCCAACGUAUUUGUCCGGGUGCCUUGAUGACACAAUGCUGCCAGCUAUCCGAUCAGGUGGAUGAUUUGGCCCGGGCCCACAGGCUGCUGUGUACUGCUUUUGUUGUACAUGAACAAUGUCUGCAUGAUUUACAUGACCUACAUGAUGGGCCAUCAUGA
Stomoxys calcitrans (stable fly) is the source of this 816-nucleotide messenger RNA. Its product is annotated as putative gustatory receptor 36b. Gene Ontology annotation, cellular component: membrane. The coding region runs from base 1 to 816 and encodes 271 amino acids. Gene Ontology annotation, biological process: sensory perception of taste. NCBI's taxonomy places the organism in Eukaryota, Metazoa, Arthropoda, Insecta, Diptera, Muscidae. The transcript has 2 exons. The record is from RefSeq and is a predicted model, not a curated record.